GUUAUUAACAUAGAAAUGGACAAGUACCAUAACAUGGGAGUGAACUGGGAGCAAAAGACUAGUCUUGUAAAUGAGCUAACACAAGGCAGGGAGCUAGCUAGGCAACUGCAGAUCCAUCUCAAUGCUACGCCAACUUUGAAUCCUUCUGCGAGCUCUCAAACAGCGUUGGCUCGCGAGGUUCUGAUCCAAAAGAUCAUAUCUUCCUUAGAGAAGGCGCUUUCGAUGCUCAGUUCUAGCAGCUCCUCACCCCAAAUUGCAGUAGCAGUAGAGGAACUACACCAGCAACAACCUACAUUUACAGUAGCUGCUGCCACAGGUGUUGUUACAAUCCGAAUGGCUAACUCCCCACCUUCGCUAAAUGGGAGUCCUCGGAGUGAGGACUCUGAUGACCACAAAGAUCCCUCUAAGAAAAGGAAAGUUCCAGCACGGUGGACCAAACAAGUAAGAGUAACAUCAGGUAUGGGGCUUGAAGGGCCUCUUGAUGAUGGCUUUAGCUGGAGGAAGUAUGGCCAGAAGGACAUUCUUGGAGCCAAAUAUCCGAGAGGGUAUUAUAGAUGCACUCAUCGAAAUGUUCAAGGUUGCUUGGCCACAAAACAAGUGCAACGCUCCGAUGAGGACCCAAUGAUCCUCGAAAUUACUUACCGAGGAAGGCACACUUGUACUCAAGCAGCCUCCACCACCGUAACUAGUCCUCCUCCAAAACCAAUGUCACCAUUGCCUGAGCAAAAACCAGAACCACCAAAGAUCAAUCACCAGCCUCAACAUAAUAUGCUCUUAAGCCACCCCGAAGGCCUCAGGGUCAUAACCGAAGGCCUAGACACUAGUCAUGAUCGUCGUGACGAAUUAGUAUUCUCCUCGUUUAACAACAAUUAUGUGGGGAAUUUUUCUCCUCCAUUAACUAUGCCUACAGCUUCAACUUCUGGGACAAACUAUUUCUCUGUACUGUCUCAGCAAGACUUUGGUGGCAGCCAAAAUAUGCAGAUCAGCGCUGCGGCCGAGCCUCAUGAUAUAAUCUCAGCUGCUACUUCAGCUACCAACUCUCCAACAGUUGGUAUAGAUUUUCCAUUUGCUCAAGCUGAUCAUCAGAUAUUAUACCCCAACUUCACUUUUGAUGAUCCUGGAUUUUUUCCCUAAUCUCCUACACAUAGCUUCCCAAAGUAACAUAGAAACUGAAGCACAUUAGCUUGUACAAGCAUUUGAGGUAGUUAAGGUCGCAUUUUGGAAGUACUAUAUGUUUUGCUGUUAAAUGCAGAAACUUAAAGAAGCAGCAAAUUUAGGACUUCCAAAUGUGCUUAAUUAAGGUAAAACACUUUCUAAUUCCCCUGUCUUAGGCUUUAGCUUGUAGUUGCGGAUAUGUUGUGCCAAAGAGUACUACAAUGUUGUGUAAUUUUUUCCAAUUGAAUAGCAUUUAUCUUAAGAGAAAUUUUAAAUAC
Fragaria vesca subsp. vesca is the source of this 1433-nucleotide messenger RNA. Its product is annotated as probable WRKY transcription factor 41-like. NCBI's taxonomy places the organism in Eukaryota, Viridiplantae, Streptophyta, Magnoliopsida, Rosales, Rosaceae. Gene Ontology annotation, molecular function: DNA-binding transcription factor activity; transcription cis-regulatory region binding. Gene Ontology annotation, cellular component: nucleus. Bases 16 to 1134 code for a protein of 372 amino acids. The transcript has 3 exons. The record is from RefSeq and is a predicted model, not a curated record. Gene Ontology annotation, biological process: regulation of DNA-templated transcription.